This is a messenger RNA of Akanthomyces muscarius, 4278 nucleotides long. RefSeq lists its product as uncharacterized. The record is from RefSeq and is a predicted model, not a curated record. Bases 1 to 4278 code for a protein of 1425 amino acids. Gene Ontology annotation, cellular component: membrane. Lineage: Eukaryota; Fungi; Ascomycota; Sordariomycetes; Hypocreales; Cordycipitaceae. The transcript has 10 exons. Gene Ontology annotation, biological process: transmembrane transport. Gene Ontology annotation, molecular function: ATP hydrolysis activity; ABC-type transporter activity; ATP binding.
AUGCCGUCUGCCAUGGACAACACAUUCGGGCCUGUUUUGCCCGACCACUUUGACUUUACCUUGCUGUUUGAGCGCUCCGUGCUUGGCAUGGUGCCGGCAGGCAUUGCCAUUCUCAUCGUUCCUGUCUACCUCAGAGCCAUGGCCCGCGCCGCCAACCAGGUGCGUCCAGGCCGUCUGCUCUGGGCCAAGCUCGCGACUGCCGCUGCGCUUGUCGGCAUCCAGCUGGCGAGCAUCAUCCUAUGGCAUAACGCGGGCCUGCUGCGCUCCGACGUGGCCCUGGCGGCGUCCAUCACGUCGCUCGUCGCCUCACUCGGCAUCGCCAUCAUCCUGUACAUUGCCCACACCUUUUUCCUGUGCCCGUCUGCUUUCCUGAGUGUAUACUUCUCCCUGACCAUGGUCUUUGACGUCACCAUGGCGCGCUCGUAUUUCCUGCGACACUCCAUCGACGCCCUGGGUGGCUUGCAGGUGACAGUGGCCGGCCUCAAGCUUGUGCUCGUGCUGCUCGAGGAGGUGCCCAAGCGGCAGCUCUUCCGCUCCAACCUGCUCCGCCCCGGCCUGGGAGAGACAGUCGGCUUCUGGAACAGAACAUUACUGCUUUGGGUCAAUCCGCUACUGAGUCUUGGGUUUCGCAAAAACAUCCAUGUUGAGGACCUGCCAGAGAUUGGUGACCGAUACGACUCGCAAAGACUCUUUGACAGGUUUGUCCCACAAUGGAAAAAUGCCGACAAAACUGCCAAAUUACCCCUGGUUACUGCGUGCUUCUGUGCCUUGCAUUGGCAGUUCCUCCUCCCCAUUCUGCCGAGGCUCUGCUAUAUCGGGUUUUCCUUCAGUCGUCCAUUCUUCAUGCAACGAGUGAUCGAUACUGUCAGUAAUAGCGAUGCCUCCGACGGUGUUACUGACGGACUUAUUGGUGCCGCCAUCUUCAUCUUUGGCGGCCUCAUGCUCUCGAGAUCCGUCUUCGAGAGGCUCGAGUUUCAAGCCAUAACUUCUGUCCGAGGCAUGCUUGUUAUGGCACUGUAUGCGAAAGUCCAAAGAUUGAGCGUCGGCGUGCUUGAAAAGUCGGCUGCCAUCACGUUGCUGACUACAGAUAUUGCAGGAUUGCAAGAUGGCUUAGGCUACCUGCAUUCGAGCUGGUCAUCGCUUCUUGAGCUGGGUCUCGGCGUCUACGUUCUUUACACAUUUGUUGGAUACGCUUGCUUCCUCUUGUUCAUUCCUUCAUCGAUUUCUGCCUUGGGAACUUAUAUCGUCACUAAAAACAUGGCCAGCGCCAGAACAAUUUGGAAUGAAAAGGUUGAAACGCGCGUGGCAGCCACAUCAAAUAUUCUUGCACAGCUCAAGAGCAUCAAGGCUAUGGGGCUAACGCAAGUCAUGUCUACCUAUCUGCAAGAAAAGCGAGUUGAUGAGCUCGACACCUCGAUGAAAGAGCGUAACUUCCGCAUUAUGAAUUAUGGUGUCUAUGGCUUUGGUGCAGCCAUGACUCCAGUGGCUGUCCUGGCAGGCGCUAGAUUCUGGACACGAGUGUCGAAUCCAAUGACAGUUUCGGAAAUCUUUGCCGCCUAUGCAGCCAUUUUUGUUGCUGUUUCCCCUCUCAAUAACUUGCUCGUAUCGCUCCCCUUUUUUGCCGACGGAUACUCCUGCUUGAUACGGGUCCAAAAAUUUCUCAUGCUCCCCGAGAUGCGUGAUCAGCGUGAGUGUCAAGAGCCUGGCGAGGUUACUGUCGAAAAGUCGGAAAAGACUUCAGCCGCUCCGCAGUCGAGCGGAUGCGCUGUUGAAAUGAGGAAUGUGUCUGUCGUCUCUGAAGCUUCUGGUCACAUUCUCCAGGAUGUGACCUUGCGGAUACCGAUGAGGUCUCUCGCCAUGAUGCACGGCUCCGUAGGUAGUGGCAAGUCCUCCUUCCUCAAAGCUCUCCUGGGAGAACUUGGUAUCGAUUCUGGCACGAUUGAAAUUGCGUCAAAACGGGUUGCUUAUGCAAGCCAGUCUCCGUGGAUACAAAAUACCACCAUCAAAGACAAUGUGGUUGGUCUUUGCCCAUUCGACGAACUUCUUUACAACGAGGUCGUCUUUGCUUGCGCACUUGACAAGGACUUGGACGAGCUAUCAAAUGGUGACCAGACUAUGGCCGGCAGCAACGGUUGCAAUCUCAGUGGUGGGCAGAAGCAGCGAUUGGGCUUGGCACGCUCUCUUUUUGCUUGCACUUCAAUCAUUCUCUUAGACGACGUUCUCAGUGCUCUCGAUACAAACACGGCCUCGCUAGUUUUCCAGCGUGUUUGUGGACCAAACGGGCUGCUUCGUCGCCGGAACUGCACGACAAUCAUGACUACCAACAAGCCUGAGAUCCUCGGUGAGGCUGAUCUCGUCUUCGAGAUUAGCGAGCAAGGGCGUGUUCGCCUGGACGAGGCGUAUCCCCGAAGAGAUCGGAUCCGUCCUCCUCUGGCAGGUGCUAGUCGAGAAGCUAGCCAGACAGAAGUGCCCAGGAUUGAGACACAGCAAGAAUCCGUGCCGGUUCCCUUCAAGAGGAGCAAAACUGAACCCGAGACUGAUGAGCUUGAUCGGCACCGCAGACACGGCGAUGUGAAGCUGUACGGAUACUUCUUCACCACGGCCAACGUCUGGCUCUUCGUUCUGUGGAUCUCCGCGACUGCAAUCGCAUCCAUCAUGGAAAGAAUGCCUCAAAUCUUUUUGCGAAUCUGGAUGACUGCAGACGCAGGCAAUGACUGGUAUUUUGCUGGCUUUGCAGCCAUCAGCUUCGUGGAAGUCAUCGUUACGUGCGCUGGCGGCGCCCUGUUCCUGAAGCAGGUACUCCCACUGAGCUCGGCCGAGCUGCACUGGCGACUCUUGCAGACUGUCAUGGGAUCGACGCUAUCCUUUAUUAGCCACACCGACGCAGGGUCUCUCCUCAACCGCUUCAGCCAGGACAUUUCGCUCAUUACCCAGCGCAUGCCCCUCAUGCUCAUGACGGCGGCUUCCAUGUUCUUCAACGUCCUCGUCGACAUUGGUAUCAUCUCAUCGGGGUCGAAGUACACGCCGCCCAUUAUGGUAUUUCUUGGUGGCGUGCUCUACGCGAUUCAGCACUACUACCUACGCACCUCUCGGCAGCUGCGCUACUUGGACCUGGAGACGACUGCGCCCAUGAUUACACACUUGACGGAGACGACGUCUGGCAUUGCCCACAUUCGAGGCCUUGGUUGGCAGGAGCAUUUUGACGCAGAGCUUGCUCUGCGCCUCAACCACGCGCAGCGACCUUUUUACUUUUUAUUUUGCGUUCAGCAGUGGCUGACACUUGCCCUUGAUUUCACGACGUUUGUCUCCGCUGUGACACUGGUCAGCAUCACGACUAUUUUCCCAGGGUCAACCUCUGAGAGCGCCAUCGGCCUGGCCUUGCUGAACCUGAUUUCAUUCAGCACCACCGCUUCCUGGUUCUUACGCACCUGGGUGUCUCUGGAGACGAGCCUCGGCGGCCUCGCUCGCAUCAAGGCGUUCUGCAAGGACACGCCCGUGGAGGACGACCCAGCAGACGCUGAGCCGCUGCCCGAGAACUGGCCAACCAGUGGCAAGAUCGACUACAAGGGCGUCACUGCUAGCUAUAUAGGGCCAAACGGCGAAGUCCGACCGGCGCUCAACGACACGUCGUUUAGCAUCCCCCACGGCCAAAAGGUCGGCAUCAGCGGCCGGACCGGAAGUGGGAAAAGCUCCAUGCUGCUCUCUCUGUUGCAUUUGAUGGACUACCACGGCGAGAUUAGCAUCGACGGCCGCGAAAUCAAGACGAUUCCGCGCCACCUUCUCCGCUCGCGCGUCACCACCAUGACGCAGGACAGCGUCGAGCUCAAGGGCACGAUCCGCCUCAACGUCUACCCCUUCGACACCACCACCACCGCCGCCGCCACCGCCCCGUCCGACGACGACAUGGUGGCCGCGCUCGACUGCGUCGGCCUGUGGGCGCACCUGCAGCGCCACGGCGGCCUGGACGGCGACGUCGCCGACGCGGGCCUGUCGCACGGCCAGAAGCAGCUGCUGUGCCUCGCCCGCGCGCUGCUGCACCAGAGCAGCCUGGGCACGCGCGUCGUGCUCGUCGACGAGGCCACGAGCGCGCUCGACCCACGCACCGACGCGCGCGCCCAGGCCCUCAUGGCCGAGGCCUGGGCCGAUUGCACGGUGCUGACGAUUGCGCACCAGAGGGAGGGGCUCGACUUUGUCGACAGGGUGAUGGAGCUCGAGUCGGGCCACCUGAUGGAGCUGAGGCCCGCAAGUCCGACAGAUGCUUGGGGUGGGAAUUUCUAG